CGAAGCAGCGAAUGGCGGAGGUAGGUUUGAACCACGGUGAGCUGAGGAUCGGGCCGUGCGGUGAUCCUUUCAGCCACGGCAUUUGGUAUGUAAAGCUGAACUAUCCCAGCGACGAUCUUGAUUCAUCGCCAACUGCACAUUCUUUCUCUUCACAAGACUCAACAUGCAUUCAUCUUUAUUCACGUUGUUGGUGGUGGCGGCAUCUGCCCAGGCCUCAUGUGCCCGGGCCACGCGCAAGUUCUCUCUCAAGACCACUUACGACUCGAGCAACUUCUUUGAUCAAUUUUACUUCAGAGAUGCUGCUUACUACGAUAGCAUUGACCCUUCCUACGGAGGGGAUCCCACUCACGGAUCAGUGAACUACUUGGGCAAAAGCAAAGCUCAAUCUGCCGGUCUUGCCAAAACAACCAACGGCCGAGUCUACGUCGGCGUUGACUCUGCGAACAAGGCUAAACUUCUUGGUUCAAGCAAGACCAGACAUGGUAGAGACAGUGUCCGUCUAGAGUCUAAGGCUACUUAUGGUAAUGGCCUUCUGAUUGCCGACAUUGAGCACAUGCCUGGUACUGCUUGUGGUGUUUGGCCAUCAUUCUGGUCGUACAACUUUGACGAGGACCCAGUCGGGGAGAUUGACAUCAUCGAGGGGAUCAACGACCAAAGCCAAAACGUCGUCUCGUUGCAUACAUGUGGCACUUGCAAGUUCACCAAGAUCGGCGGUCUCGACGAGCGCCCUAACUGCAACAACGGCGGAACUGAGUCUGAGCAAUGCGAGGACGGCACGAACUACGACGGUUGCGGUAGCACUCACGCCUCUGGUUCAUACGGAUCAGCCUUCAACAAGGGCAAAGGAGGUGUCUAUGCUGUUUGGCUUGAGUCAGAUGCUCUGAAGAUCUACUGGUUCAACCGCCAGAGCAUCCCCGCCGACAUCAAGUCUGGAAACCCCGAUCCCAGCAAAUGGGGUACUCCUGCUUCGCAGUUCCUUAGCGGUUCUGGUUGCAAUGUUGGAAAGUACUUCAAGGGACAGACCAUCAUUAUCAACACAGCAUUCUGUGGAGACAACAUUGACCAAGGCACUUGGAACGAAGAGUGCAAGGCUUCUACUGGAUCUAAGACCUGUGAUGACUAUGUCACUAACCAUCCUGAGGCCUUCAAAGAGUCGUACUGGCUCUUCAACUCCAUCAAGUAUUACCAAUAGUCAUUAUGGUUAUGAUUAGAAGCAAACGUGUUAUCUUCCAGUUUGCAUGCCUUUCAAGAUUAGCCCAACGAUUUUACUUGUUGCAAUGCCAAAAAUAG
Molecule: messenger RNA, 1290 nt
Organism: Fusarium oxysporum Fo47
Lineage: Eukaryota; Fungi; Ascomycota; Sordariomycetes; Hypocreales; Nectriaceae
Product: concanavalin A-like lectin/glucanase domain-containing protein
Exons: 5
Coding region: 164-1192 (342 amino acids)
Biological process (GO): glucan catabolic process
Molecular function (GO): hydrolase activity, hydrolyzing O-glycosyl compounds
Source: RefSeq, a predicted model, not a curated record